Messenger RNA from Rubroshorea leprosula, 2009 nucleotides. The record is from the annotation of a GenBank genome assembly. NCBI's taxonomy places the organism in Eukaryota, Viridiplantae, Streptophyta, Magnoliopsida, Malvales, Dipterocarpaceae.
AAUAAAAUAUUCAUCUUUAAACAGAAAAAGACCUUCAACAAGAGAGGGUAUUAACAUUAUAACCCUUGUCUUGGACUUCUCGGGUAAGGAAAGCCUUUAGAUCCACCGACCAUCUAUUUAAUGGUAAAGAACUUCUUCAGUUAGUGGCAAGAUUCGAACUCAUGGCAUCUCUCUCCCUACCUCCGUCUCCCUCUCCUCACAGCUUGAACCAGUCGUAUCUAUCCUAUAAAAGAAAACCAUUUAAAUCAUAGAACAACGAACCCACAAAUAAAGUAAAAUAAAAUCCCUCACUUCGCCGCCGCGUCCAAACGAAGGAACUUGUAAAUGAAAAAAAUAACUUAGCUUAGCCGGGUUGUAGCUAGAAUUUUUUCUCCUUAAAGCUUGAAUAUCUCUCUUCUCCCUGUAUUCUUCUCUCCUCCCUUCUACUUCUCUUUUGAAUUCUUUUCCCAAAUCCCUUUAUUCUUCUUUCUCCCUCCCUUCUCUUCUCCUUGCAUCUGAUUUUCUGAUGUUCGGGAUAAGAGUUGCACCCGCAGCCACUCAUCCAAUCCCCUAAUCCACAAAGAUUUGCACUCCUCGUUAGAAAAAAAAAAGGUCCCAGUACCAGGGAAUUACAGAAACGACCCUCCUCUUCACGCUCUGCUAUAUUUCUGUUUGGAGGACUGAUCCACCACCUGUGGGACUAGAGGGGAGCUCUGGGUGGGCGUGGGCGGCAGAUAUAUUAUUUGGAUUCUUCCGGCCGUGAACAUUGAACUAUUUUGCCUAGAGAGAAAAAUCAUUUUGGAGCCGAGGAGGAUGAGAGGGGCUGCUGUUGAUGCCUUGAAAAAAUGCGCGGAGGCGCUUCAACAUGGGAAUCAGAGUCUUGCAAACGCAGAGAUGGGAAGAGUUCUUGAUCUUACUGAAGAGGAAACUGAACCUAAAACUAGAAGAUUGAUUGGAUAUUUUGCGCAAGCUCUUGCUUGCCGAACCUACGGAUUUCAUCCUACAUAUUUAUCAUUCCCAUCAUCUGACUGGAAGUAUAGGAUGUGUGAAUGGUGUGACGUUUUUACUACCGUAGGUCGGACUAUUUCAGAUGCUGUCAAGGGAAAACGCAGAGUCCAUGUUAUUGAACUUGUCCAGCACAUGCAUAUUUAUAAGGAAUGGGAAUCCCUUUUUGAUAAGUUUGAUGAAUUGGGUGACCUGAGGCAUUUAAGGUUAAGUUUCCUUGUGCAAUAAAACGAUGAAUUUUCGAAAGAAAGUGGGGAGGAACUUAUUCGGGCUUCUAACCGUCUCCAUAUAGAGUUUGAAUGUAAGAUUUUUCCUGUUAACAGUUUUGCUGACAUUGAUGUGUCUUUGAUGGGGAUGCGGGAUGACGAGUUUGUGGUUGUGAAUUGCAUGUUUGUAUUCAGCAGGAUGUUGUCGGCGGAAUUAGCUCUGGAGAAGGUGUUACUAAAGGUAAGGGAUGCAAUAAAAGCGGACAUUAUGAUUGUUGCAGAGCAUGAUGCCAACCACAACCAGUCUGAUUUUUUAUUGCGGUUUGAUGCAUCACUUAAAUAUUAUUCCUCUCUAUUCGAAGGAAAUCGUUAUACUCAUGAAGUUGAGUUAUAUUUUAAAUAUCAAAUAUCCAACUUAGUGGCCUGUGAGGGUAGUAAUAGGGUGGAGCGGCACCUGACGUGGGCUCAAUGGAAAUCCUUGCUUACUCGUUAUGGGUUUUCUAUUGUUAAUUUGUCUGCCGUUGGGAUAGACACAGAAAAUGGCAUUUUGGUGAUCAGAGGUACCGAAGAGAAGCAGCCAUUAUUUUUCAUUUCUGCUUGGAAAACAUCAACAUCCCCCUUCAAAUAAUCGGGCUCUAAUGAAGGCAAAAUAGGUCUCUGUAUCAGUUCUUCAGAAAGUGAUAGCCUUCAAACUGUCCAAAUUUGGCCCGAGGUAUUCUAUUUUCUUCUUGUUCCCUUAUCUUGUUUGUCAAAUAUACUUGCCGAAGAACAUCGGAUUUCUUUUCUCCCACUUCAUCUUAAUUAACUACUUCCUUUUUU